Molecule: messenger RNA, 2580 nt
Organism: Solenopsis invicta (red fire ant)
Lineage: Eukaryota; Metazoa; Arthropoda; Insecta; Hymenoptera; Formicidae
Gene: eIF2Bepsilon
Product: translation initiation factor eIF-2B subunit epsilon
Exons: 2
Coding region: 541-2454 (637 amino acids)
Biological process (GO): biosynthetic process
Cellular component (GO): eukaryotic translation initiation factor 2B complex
Molecular function (GO): translation initiation factor activity; guanyl-nucleotide exchange factor activity; translation initiation factor binding
Source: RefSeq, a predicted model, not a curated record
GUUUCUGAAAAUAAAUGUUAGAUGUCGUUUAAUUUUGAGUAGAAAAGAUGAAUUGACAUCGUUGAUUGGAACUCCAAUCAAUCUGGGAAUAUUGUUUUAUUCUCGCAAUAAAGUUGUAAGAUGUGAUCGGAAUCGGACGUGUUUUGUGUUCUGAAAUUUUUGGAAGAGUUUAUGCAAUUGACCAUCUUUGUGUUUUCUUGAAGUGAAGUAUUCGACUUUGUUUCGCUGACCAUACUUAAAGUAAGAAGACUCUCGUAAUGAAAGUUUGAAAUUGCGUCACGUAUAUGGAUUAUUUUAAAAAUGUUUUAUAUCUAUAAAUAUGCUUACAAGAAAGUGCAUCAAAAAACGCAUCAAUCGCGUGUAACUUAACCUUGAGAAAAAGUGAUUUUUCCAAUUUACUUCAAGUUCCUGCCUAACCUCAAUCUUCUCGUGGAACCAUAUGAAUUCCCACGUGUUCGUGGCACAGUCGCUUAAAGCUUGACUAUUUUUAUUGAUCUGUAUCUAUACUCCAGUGAAUUAUCGAUAUCAUCAUCCGAGAUCAUGAAUACGAAAGUGUGUAAAGACGUUGUGCAAGCCGUUAUUCUUGCGGACGAUUUCACGACAAGACUGAAUCCAGCGCAGAACGUUUUACCGAGCAUCCUGAUGCCUGUGAUAAACAUACCGCUCUUCGAUUACAUGAUCGAAACGCUGAUAAAGUCGAGGAUACAAGAAGUGUUUCUUUACUGCAGCAGUCAUCUGGAUCUAUUAAAAAAACAUCUGAUGGAAAGUGUUUACAAAGAUAUUACGAUCUCCUUGAUCAUCUCUGAUGGCUGUAGAUCUCUCGGGGAUGCUCUACGAGAUAUUGAUGCAAAAGGAUGUAUCAGAGGCUGCUUCAUAUUGAUUCGUGGAAAUGUGUUUACCAAUACGAAUUUGAAGACCUUGCUUAACACUCAUCGUCUAAAAGUCGAGAAGGACAAGGGAGCAGCUAUGACUAUGGUAUUGCGAAAUCUUGGGUCGACAAAAGAUUCUUACCUCAAUGAGGAAACGUCUCUAGUUGUAUCGGAUAAGAGUAGCAAUAAAAUACUGUAUUAUACUAAACUGAAGAACAAUGAAAAGAAAGUAAAGUUAGAAUUAGAUUGGUUUCUCGAUCAUAACGAAGUAGAAAUCAAUUCUUGCUACUUGGACACUCAUGUUUACUUGUGUUCGCCAUCUGUUUUGCCACUCUUUGCUGAUAACUUUGAUUUUCAGACUAUGGAUGAUUUUAUUCGAGGAGUAUUGAUGAACGAGGAGAUUUUGGACUCAAGGAUCUAUUGGCAGCAGUUAAACGUAGAAGAUUAUGCUUUACCAGUUACAUCGUGGAAGGCUCAUUAUACGCUUACCCAGGAUGUUUUGCGUAGACUUAGUUUUCCUCUUGCACCAGAUGCUUUCCCUUUGUUAAGGAAUUUUAUCUGCAUGCCACGAAGUACAUAUAAACAUGAAACUGCUACUUUUGCUAAAGGUUGUUUGCUAGAAAAAAAUUGUAUUCUUGGAUGUAACAGUUCGUUAGGAAGUAAAACUAAAGUUGCAACAUCUGUGAUCGCAGACAAUUGCACGAUAGGCAGUAACGUCACUAUAGACAACUCUUGUGUCUUUUCAAACGUCAGAAUCAAAGAUAAUUGCAGCAUUACUGAUAGCAUCUUGUUUCGGGAUUGCAUCAUUAGAUAUGGUAGCCAAAUAGAUGGAUGUAUAUUGUGUCCUGGAAUUGAUAUUGCCGCGCGCAGUAAAUACGUUGAUACCAUUAUCGAGUCCACAUCUUCCGGUUUGGUCAAGACCAAAAUGUCAGAUCUCGAUGCUGAGGACGGAUUUUUGUAUUUUAAGAAAUCGGAGAAUACUGAAGUAGUUGAUUGCGACGAUUGUUCCACAGAGUCGUCUAGCGAUGAAAGAGAUCUGGAGUGUGAUUCUCCAAUUCCAGAUGACACUAAUAUGUUCCUGUCCGAAGUCAUUGAUAGUUUGUUACGCGGUUAUCAAGAUCAGCUCAAUUGCGAGAACUUAAUAUUAGAAAUAAAUUCGUCGAGGUACGCGUAUAACGUUACUAUUAAUAAAGUAACAUACAACGUGAUUAAAGCGAUUCUGAGUCUGCCGUUGCAUUAUCUUUCCGAAUUGAAGAUUGCCGUUAGUAAACAGAAUUAUCAAGAGACUCUGAAAAUUAUGAUAUCCUAUUUUAAGCCUGUUAUUCUAAAUUAUGUUAAGAACGAAGACGCUCAGGAAAACUGUUUGCGUGCUAUAGAAGACGUUGCCAGUACAACCCACGAGCUAUUACCGUACACGCAACGCCUGUUAAAACUAUUUUACGAUGAUGAUAUACUCUCGGAAGAAAAGAUUUUAGAAUGGUACGAGUCUACUGACGACGCGGAUACAAAAGUGAGAAACGCCGUCCAGCAAUUUAUUAAGUGGCUACAAGAGGCAGAGGAAGAUUCUACUGAAAGUAAUGAUUAAUAUUUUCUAUUUAAAAUAUAAAUAAAAUAUGUAUUAUAUAUGAAUAUCCGAGAAUAACAAAGAAAGGAUUGUAUGCAUGUGGUGUGAUAUGUGAACAUAUUGUUAAAUAUAAUUAUAACAAAAUGA